Molecule: messenger RNA, 7321 nt
Organism: Osmia lignaria (orchard mason bee)
Lineage: Eukaryota; Metazoa; Arthropoda; Insecta; Hymenoptera; Megachilidae
Product: sperm flagellar protein 2-like
Source: RefSeq, a predicted model, not a curated record
UUGGCACCCCAAAAUGAUAGAUCGGUACGCUGAAUGAGUCGCCGGGUUCUUUGACACCCCAAGUGGCACACAGAUGUAACAGAAUAAGUGUGGGUGACAGCGGAGGUCACCCACGCUCGUCCCUCAGGGGCGGAUAAAGUAUGCAUUUCGCACCUCUUGCCACCCUCGAGGGUGGCGUACUAUAUACUACAAUACCUAUUUAUUUGAAUAAAUGUUGUUAUUUCUCGAAUACGGUAUCGUUUCCUGUGAAUUAAGCAUAAUGCCUACAUCGUAUCCAAUGGGGUGGCUUAUACCGCCAUUUUUCCUAGAAUGACCACGAGCGCGCUGGAGGGUGUAUGUAUGUACUGAAGAAUCAUCCAGAGAUUUUGAAGUAUUAUGCAUAUGUACAUACGUACAUACAUACAUACGUAGGAAGCAGUGACAUUAGCGCUUGAAAUGGACCGGGGAGUAAUUAAUUCGCGUUACAGAAUGAAAUAGAUGUGUUUCUCGGGUCUGGUUGGUGGAGCAAAACAAGAUGCAUAGGUCGAUUCAAAGGAUGAACGAGAGGUCAACGAUGGGUGAAAUUUUGAGAAGCUGGAUCCAAGCGAGGCUGGGAGCGAUGAUCGAUUUGACGCCGGAUAUGUUUGGGCAUUACACCAGAGACGGCACGCUGCUGGCGCAAAUGUUGCACAGCUACGACAUAAUAAAUCGCGAUCAAUUGGAAACGAUCGUGCAUACGCAGGAUCCGGCUCUGUGCAGAGUGAACCUGAAACACCUCAAGUUUUGGCUACGCUUCCUGGGCAUCGACUGCGACGACGAGAGCAUCGCGGAGAUUUCUUGCGGCAAGGGUGCCACCUCGUUGCGUCUCUUCUAUAAGCUCUAUCUGUGCCUCGAGGGAAAGGACAGGUUGCACUUUAUCACGCUGCAAAAGGAGAGAGAAAAAUUUGUGCCCACCUCGAAGAAAUUCGAGGUGACCACCGUGUCGGAGGACCCUUCUGCCUACGAGCCCCCGGAUCAUCCUUUCUGUUCGAAACUGGUGAAAGGCAAGACCGAGAUGGGACGCUUCAAGAUCCCUCUGCUGCUUCGAAAGCUACGUCGGAAACGAGAGAAGCUAGAGCAGCCUUGGAAGCCGUAUUCGAUCGUGCAGCCUGUCGAGUAUUGCUUUCCCAAGGUACUUUACUUACUCCUUUUCUUCUUUUCCGUUUACUUUCCUAUUUGCCAAAUAUCUGUUUGCUCGCAGACAGAAAAGUCAUUGGACGAAAGUAAGAUGGAAGAAAGCGAGGAAUUGGAUCGGUUCGCUCGCAUGCACCGAGUGCGGCCAAAGAGGUUCGAACAGUUCGAAGAGGAGGAACGAUACUUGGAGGAAGAGAAAGAGAGGUUCGAAAAGAUGUUGGAAGAAUUGACCGAGGAGCCGGAAGCGGCUAAGGCGUACGUGGAGCAGUUAAAGUGUCGGACGAAAUGCGCGGAGAUGACCGCUGCUCUCAAGUGCCAGAUGCAAAGGAGCUUGCUAUGCGAGCUUUGGGAACGGAUGGAAAAAAAGCAGGAUCGAUCGUUCGACGAGGCGAUCGCGAGACGAACAUCGGAUCAAUGCCGUUACGAGAAACAGAUGGUAAGCAAGUUGUGCGAGGUACGGGAUCAAAAGAACGCGAUGGCGGAGAAUCAAAGGAUCGUCGAGAACAUGACGUUGAAAGCGAACGAGCUCGAGCAUCGAGCGAGGCUGGAACUGGAGAAAGACUUGGCUUGCAGGAAACAAAAGGACGUGGAGACCGAGUGCGAGAGGAUGUGCGAGCUUCGUCGGAGGUUACUCGAGGAAAAGAUCGAAAAGAUACGGAAGAAACAUUUUAAGCUUUGUCGACUAGCUCUUCAAGAUUUGACCAGCGUCGCUUUGAACAUUGGCGAGUACCGACGAGUAAACGACGGGAACGUGCCCCUGUCGCUUCUCAGCGAAUGGAAGACCAUGUUUCUCAAGUGUCAACCGAUUUACGACGAGAAAUUCUCGAAGGAAAUGGACGAAGACGAAGAGUCGGAGCCGGAGCCGGAGCUAAUGGCUGACGAUAAGGGAUGGUGCGCGUUACUCGAGAGGUCGGAGGCGCAACGGCAGGUCCUUUUACAGGACUAUCUGGAUACGAACUCGCCGUGGAACGAGUUUACCCCGAUGCUCGGCGAGGACGAGCGCGAAACGUUCGAACUCGGUCGAGUGGUACUCGGUUACGUGGUGCAUCGGCUAUUGAAUGCCCUUUACCCUCGUCCGCCGAAUCGUGCGCAACUGUUACUCUCGAAAUUCAAAACCGCCGCGAUUUUGCUUGGCAUCGGCAACUCUCAGUUGCAUCGAUCGAUCGGUUUGUUGCUGGAGAAAAGCGGGAUACGCUUGGUGCGAAUGGAGGACGCGAUCAAUUACUGUUUGCAGAGGUACAAGGAGGAAAUGUCGAACGUAGAGUACGUCGACUCGACGGUGAUCGCCGCGACGAACGACGCGGUGAGGAAACUAAGGGGGAAGAAACGACCUCCGUGCCCUCCUCCGUCUAGCAAAAAUUCCUCCAUUUCAGAGGCAAAAGGUUCGCGAGUGACCGAAGAUAAGGAGACGAAAAGUACGACCAAGUCGAGCAAGACGGCGCGAACGCGAGGCCGAACGCGAACGGGAGCUCGAGGCCGAGACCGAGAUCGAGAGAACGAGAAAGAUUCGAAAAUGUUGGAGAAGGAAACGCAAACUCCGCGAAACAUACCGUUCGACGAUCUGGACCCAGUGCUGACCGAUGCCGCGUAUAUCGGUAAAUGGGUCUACGAGUUUCUCACGUUGGGGGAGCCGAUCGACGACGAACUCGCGACCAAGACUCUCGUCGAGUACCUGAAGAGCGUGACCGACGCGAAAGGCUGGGCUCUGAUCGAUUAUCCGAACACGUACGAGCAAAUGUGUCGACUGGAGACCGCUGUGACGGGUGUCGUUCCACCUCCCGAUCCAAAGGAGCUCGAUUUUCAGGACGUUACGAUCGAGGAUAUCGAGGGUAUCGAAACGCUGCCGCGGAGGAUAGUUUUCGAGGAUCAGGAAGAUCCGUUUGCGUUGAACAGACGAUCGAGACUGUUGCCCGAUCCGAUCGCGAACCGGGACACCAGCGCUACGAGAUCCACCUUCGUCACGUUGUUCGUUAGGAUAGCGCAGAAACCGAAGGGUUUUCAAGCGGAUCGUUCGUACGAGACGGUGGGAAAAGACGCGGCUUCGAUCGACAAGUUUUACGCUUCUUUAAAGAACGCGUACGCGCUCUAUUACUCGAGUUUGGACGCGAAUACGCUGAAGAGGUUAGCGAGAUUGGUGAUCGGUGAACCUCUGCAAAGAAGGCCGUCCGACGAGUUGUUCGGUGACGUCCUAAACGAAUUGGAUCCCGGCACAGGGCAGCAGGUGGUCGGUGGUUCGAGAGCGCCCGUGGUUCGACGCGUUUUACCCGACGGUGAGAACCUCGAGCCGGACAUCGACUACAUCGACGACGUCGAUCGGCUGUCGAUCGGAACGCGAGAUUCCGUUCGCGAUUACUUUCGUACGGACUGGCUGACGGCCGAGCCAGGACCGGCCAGACCCGGCGAGCCGAACUGGCAAUGGAUCGACUUUCCACUGCCCUCUGGUCUCCUCGAAAGUUUGGCCAACCUCUGGGAAUGCUUGGAGAACGCUUACGUCGAGAACGUCAGAGAGAUGCUCUACCUGAAAAGCGUUCACGUGUCCAGCGUCGUUCCGUACAGAGAUUUCGUGACCAGAAACAUGAAGGAUUUUAUAAGACGACCGGACAAUAAACAGGAUCUGCUAAACGAGUUUCAUAAAGCUUUCAACUCCAUUGAUCCCGACGCUCGUCACGACGUGGACGUGAAAUGCGAGUUGCAUCGACGCGUGGCCGAUUUUCAAGCGACGCUCUGGGAUAUUUGCGACAAGCGAAAAGUGGAAGCGGAAGGGGAACGAAGACGUCUGAUCGCGGACCACUGGACCGUCCUCGAAGCCUCGAUCCUCUACAACGUUUUCGUCGGUCUUGUUCAAGCUGAACUGGAUCGUUUCGUCGACACGAAACUCUCGAUAGAAGAUUACUACUUAGGGAUGCUGAAGAAACCGUUGCCAGUCUCUGUCGGUCAGAAGGUGAUUUUCAACAGAAUAGAAGUGGAAACGGGAGCGGAAGAACCGUUGCGGUUCGAGGAGCGACCUGCUCAAGAGUCUUCGGGAACGGAGGUGGAACAACGGACCACCGAUCGAAAGAAAGAACGAUCCGGAAGGAAGACAAAACUGGUGGACGUUGUUCCGCCGGCUGUCGAUCUGGCGGUACUUCGAAGGCAGAUCGACGACGCGUUGAUCGACAGAAACAAGCGAUUUCGAGGGGCAGAUGAUUGUUGCGCGUUUCAAGGAAUCAUGGAGAUCGUUCGUUACGCGAGAAACGUCGUCGACGCGUUGUCAUCGACGGCUAGCGAGCUAGUGAAAAAAGAACGUCUCGCGGCGUUGAGGCUCGACAAAGAUCUUCUUACCGAUUCCGGUGAUUCGAUAAUCGCGAGGACAGUUUCGAGGGGCGAGGAGCUCGCGCUGGAAUGGCGAUACGCGAUUUCCUACGAGAUUAACCGGGUUCGUUUGAAGCUCGACUCCAUAAUCGCCGUGGCUCGAAUGGAUUUCAUUUUCCUCCUGGAUUCGCUACAGCGGACCUUUCACGAAAUUUACGACGUUAUCGUGGACAGGUAUUGGCGAGAGACCAGGAGCGUAAACGAAAUGGGAAACGUAUUCUGUUUCGCGAUCGAGGAGGGUAGAAUAAUUGAGAACGAGUUACUGUUGGAGGACGACAAUUUCGUGGUUCGUUCGAACGUGUUCGUGACGGAGGUCGAUCUGGAGAAACGAAAAUCCGCGUUGAAGGAAACGUUAUCGAGUUCCCGGUUUCGCAUAGCCGAUCUAGCUCGAUUAAUGGAGAUCUUCAAACGAGUCGCGCCAUAUGGAACCAUUUCCGAACGCGCUUUCGUUUACAUCCUUCAAGAUCUGGCGAGUCACGGACGCGAGGAAGGUGAAUCGAUGCUACUACCUUGCCGGUGGUACCAGCUUCGAGCCAGCGAAGUUUGCAAGGUGGUCCGUUCCCUGUUCGGCACCGUCGAUCACAUAGACUGGCGAGAAUUCGUCGUUUACGCGAUGGACCUUCCCUGGCCGAGUCACCACGAUCUCUUAAUGGCUAGAGAACGUUUUCGAGCUCAGGAUCCCGAUUUAAGAGAAACGGUGACUCGCGCUCAGUUUUACCGAACGUCUUUGUGGUUCCUCGAUAGUUCGGUGGUCGACACCGAGAUUUACGAUCUUCUUCACGACGAUUUCCAUACGAUCGUCGAACAGCUCUACGAAGAAGAGCUCUAUCGUUCGAGUCUGGAGGACGGCGAUUCGGGGGUUUUCGGAAUAAAAAAGAGCUCGAUCGCAGAUUUGAAAUCGCGUCGCUCGAAUCCGGAAGAAACGCUCAGGCGGAUGCUAUCGAAAGAGUUGCUGUGUCGAAUGUACGCGGUCGAUCGACACACGAUCAAUUACACCGCGUUAUUGUUGGUCUUCUGCAAGCACGAGGAUCCAAAGGAAGGUUUCGGAAAAGCGCUCGCGUUAGCGCUCGGAAACAAAGUCUGCACCGACAUGGAAGAGGGCGAGAGAUACGUUCAAGAAGUUUACGAACGAAAGCGACUCGGUCUCUCUUGGCAUAGAAUCUCUCGCAGCGAGGCUCUUGAGGUGACCAGACAGAUCCUUGAACAGUUGUUGGAUCGAGCGACAGCGCUGGACUUUGAGGAGGAAGCGGAAGAGGUGGAGGAUGCAACUACGCUAUCCCGCGACUCGGUCGCCUCGAUCGCCUACACGGCCAACUUUGAGUUCGAGGACGAAGCUACGUGGUUCCCCGAUGAUGCGGUUUUCACUGAGAAACGUCUCUCCAAAGAAUUGAUCGUUUACUGGCUGUCUCUCGAUCUUUGCCUCACGGUACUAGCUGCGACGUUGCCCUGGCACGUAUUGCAACCAGAAAUUACUGGAAAUUGUAGCAACCUUCGGGAUCGUUUGUCAAUCGUGUUCAAGGAAAUGAGAGACGAAUAUCUGAACGAACAGAAGGACGUUGCGUUGGCGCAUCGAUUGUUGAAUCAUGAUUUUAUCCAGCGGCUGUUGAACAGUGUCAGCAACUUUACCAUCAAGAACAUAGGGGACAUUGUUCAAAAGAUUUUGCAGAGCCGGGAGCAAAAUAUUGGCUAGUACAGGAUGUACGAGUUUUAACAGAGUUUAUUGUUUCGAUACAUCACCAGUGUAACUUGUGAAAAAAUUCUAACGUUCUGGGUAAAUCGCGAAGAUGUCUUUUAUCGCAUACUUUUCGUUCGAUAUCGAACGAAACACGCUACGCGUUUUACUUUCUUUUCCAUGGAACGUUUACGACUGCUAUACGCCCCAUUUUGCUUCUUCGUUGCAUCAAGAAAAUAACUAAUCAAGAUAGAAUCGAUAGAAUCUACCCAAAGCAAACGUGUUUACGACGCGUCUCGAGAUUCGAAUUAAACUUAAAGGCUAUACCGAGGAACAGUCACAGUCACAGUCACAGAUCCAACUUUACUCCAGACUUCUCGCUCGCGCUUACGUUACAUUAAUGGCCUAAGAUAUUAUCGAUUAUUCGAUAUUCGUAGUAUAUGGUACAGAGUGUGUGUGUGUGUAUUCUUAGAGUAAACGAAAUUGCUGCGUUUGCGUGAUAGAUUUCGCCGCCUCGAUAGAUUUCUUUUUCUCUUCGCGUAUCGCUAUCGUCGCGAAUUCUUUUAUGGAGUGACGGUGCGUAGAAUUCUGAUCGGUAGGAACGCUUCUAUCUGUAUUUAUUCACAGCCCGUACUCUCUCACCCUUAACGAUUUAAGUAUCGAUUCCGAACGAUCGAAGGCGGUGCGGCGCGACGCGACCACGUCAUGAUAUGUUUGCGUGUCUCGACUCGAUCGAAGAUCUUUUCUUUUCGUUCGUUUGAUGCUUGGAAAUUAUUCUGGUGCGCUCGAGCUGGAAGAUGCAGUCUUGUAACUUUCAAAGCUGGAUAGAUCCCCUCGACGCUACGGACUAGCGAAACGUUAACAAGCGAGAGGGGGUCAGGCGUUGAACCGACUUGCGAGCUCGCGCGAAUACCUUUGGCCAGUUGUACAAACUGUGUGUGCACGUAUGUGUCACGUUUCAAGGAAAUGCGUAUAAAAUGCUAACAACAAGUGUUCUCGAAUACCCAGGCUUCCGACAUUAGUGUUCACGUUACACGCUUAAGUACCGUUUCCGUUGUACAUACAUAUGUAUAUACACGACCGUCUACAACAAUUGCGCAACCCUUCGCUACAGAAAUAAACCUUUUUACCGCACAAUUAACCAGA